AAUGCUUCAGUGACAAAGGCAACAACAAAGCUUUUCACAUCCCUAAGGACAGUUGUCAACUAGACGUUUCUUCGUAAGGAUAUAAGAAAAGCAAUAGUGAAAAUUAAAGGAAAUUUUAUAUAAUUAAAGAGUGAAAAACAUGAGUGAACUGAGGCAACGAGGAAAAAUGGUCGUGGAAAAAGAUUCGUCUGUUGAAGAGGUCUCCGACUAUGAGGACACCUUGAACAAGCCUCAUGCCGUUCCAAUCAUUCUGGCCAAUGACAACCACACAUUUAAACUGGACGAAGAGGCUCUGAAACGAGUCCUCCUGCGGGAUGAACUUAAAGACAGAUAUGCAGUGGUUGUGUCUGUAGCUGGCGCUUUUCGUCACGGAAAAUCCUUUUUGCUCGAUUUCUUCCUGCGUUACAUGAGCUCCAAAUAUGUGCAUAAGCAAAACACAUCAGACUGGAUCGGAUCAGAAGAUACUCCGUUGGAAGGCUUCUCGUGGCGAGGUGGCUCAGAACGUGAUACGACCGGUAUUCUCAUGUGGUCAGAAGUGUUCCUAACUGAACUGCCUACAGGAGAAAAGAUUGCUAUUAUUCUAUUGGACACACAAGGCACCUGGGACAGCAAAAGCACAGUCAAAGAGUGUGCGACUAUUUUCGCUCUCAGCACCAUGAUCAGUUCAGUGCAGAUUUACAAUAUUUCUGGCAACAUUCAAGAGGAUGAUCUGCAGCAUCUGCAGCUUUUCACUGAAUAUGGGCGAUUAGCGCUGGCGAGUUCCGGCGAAACACCAUUCCAACGCCUUCAGUUUCUAGUACGCGACUGGCGAUUUCCUUAUGAGGCUCCGUAUGGGGCUGUUGGUGGUCAGGCCAUGCUGGAAAAGCGCUUGGAGGUCAGCCAGUAUCAACAUUCCGAAUUGAAAUCGUUGCGCAAACACAUCAAGUCCUGCUUUUCCGAAAUCGCCUCCUUUCUGAUGCCUCAUCCCGGAAUCAAAGUGGCUACAAGCCCAACCUUUGACGGCCGCUUAGCAGAAAUCGACCAGGAGUUCAAAGACCAUCUGAAAAUACUUGUGCCGAUGAUUCUGGCCCCAGAAAACCUGGUUUUGAAGAAGAUCAACGGGGAACGCGUUAAAGUCAGGGAUUUCGUCCAGUAUUGUAAAUCCUACAUGCAAAUCUACGAAGGAGAUGACUUACCCGAACCAAAGUCCAUGCUUGUGGCGACCGCCGAGGCAAAUAACCUUGCAGCAGUGGCAGAUGCUAAAGAUGCCUACAUACAGUUAAUGGAGGACGUUUGCGGCGGAACGAAGCCCUACAUGAAAACCGAAGCCAUCGAGAACGAACAUAAGCGGGUUAAGGACAAGGCUAUCGAACAGUUUGAGAAGAAAAAGAAGAUGGGCGGCGAUGAAUUCAGCGCAGUUUACAAGGAACAACUGGAAAAGGACAUUGAAGAAACAUUCCUGCAGUUUAAGUCUCACAAUGAAGGCAAAAACAUCUUCAAGUCAGCGCGGACUCCGGCAGUGUUUUUCGCAGUGGCAAUCGCCUUUUACGUUGUGUCUGGCUUGUUCGGACUCUUCGGACUCUACUCUCUAGCCAAUAUUUGCAACCUGGGCAUGGCUGCAGCUUUUAUGGUAUUGGUAACUUGGGCCUAUGUUAGGUACAGCGGCGAAAUGAGGGAGAUUGGGCAGGUGAUCGAUGAAUCAGCCAACUUCAUAUGGGAGAACAUCAUGAAGUCUCUCGUCAAAACGUUCGUCGAAUCCGGUAUGCAGCAAAUGGCUGUCGAAGUAGCUGAACGGACAGCCGUAAAUGCCACAAGGGUUGCUUUAAACACUAACUCUUCAUGAUUUUUAUUAAUAGUUUUUGCGAUUUUAAACCCCGCAUAUCAUCCAGGCUAAUAAAAGACCCCGGUGAGUGUAUUGGAAAGGAACGUGGUAUAUGUUGGAUAAAACCUAAAAUUAAAGGAAUGAAAAAUUCUGUAUUUAUUUUAUAUUUUACAACUUAACAUAUACACUUUUCCGACCGUUUUGGUCUAAAAUUCUCUUGUUAAGCGUGUUUUUCCGUUUUAUUUUAUAACAAGUUUUUCAUUCUAAUCACCCGGUCGCUAGGUAUCAUCAUCAUUCACGCAUACCAAUGGCUAUGUUGUAAAAUAAUCCGUCGAUAAAUAACAUUUAAUUAUAAUGGUAGGGAAUGUUUUUCUUGUAUAAAGCACCUUAUUUUCGGGAACUCAAUCCUCGUAUCGCUGUACAGCCGUUUGUAAAUAGGUGACGUACUAUUUUAUCUUUAUACUUUAUGUGAUACAUUAUAUACAUUAGCAAUAUUGGUAUUAUAAUUAAACUUCUCUAUUUAUUUAUUUGUCAAAAAUGCUGUUGUUUUUUAUUUUUGUACAUUAAUUGCGUGCAGAUAUAUUUUUUUAUGUUUCGUUCAUGUCCGAUGUUUGUAAAAUUAGCUCAUGUUUAUUGUUAGAUACGUGUUGAUCAUUUGCGUCUUUUCAACGUUGCCAGUUAUUUUAGUUAAAUAUAUUUUUGGGUUAAAUAUUUGCUUUUUUAAUUUUAUGUUUGUGCAGUUGUUCUUUUAGGUGAGGAAAAAUCCGUUUUUAUGUAGGUAUAAGGUAGGUUUAGUGAUGGUUUGUGUGCAAAUUAAGCCACAUUACGCUAAGGGACUGUAAAAUUAAUGUAAAUCGUACAUUGUUUUUUUUGGUAAUUUGCAAAUAGACGGCGUUCGGUAUGAAAUUGGUGAGUUUUGUCGUGAAAAUAAUGUCUUCCUGAUGUUUCGCUAGCACGCAUUGCUACGAUCUUCGCGAUGCCCGCAAAAUUCACCACUUUCGACCAACAGCCGCAUGAACGAAUCUUUUAGAAAAAAUGAUGGUUGAAUAGAGUUUUAUUUGUCUCGAAGCUUUCCGAAGUUCUUGUGCAUAAACAUCGGAAAAUGGAGCUACGACCAAUGAUACAAUAAAAUGAAUUAUCGAUUUAUUACCUUUUUGAUUCAUUUGGUACAUUUUUUGCUUUUGCGUCAGCACUUUUGCGCGAAAUUCAGUUAUUGCAUGGUCGUGGCUCUGUAAAAGACACCCAAGUGCCUGCCAAGUGUAAAUAUAGUUAAAUGUGUUUUUUAGGCGAUUAACGUUAAUGUUUAAAAACUUCUAAAAUCGGGCCAUUUCGGAGUAUUCCAGCCGGAGCUGAAUCUUCUCUAUCCCGCCUUCUAAAUUAAGGAAUAUGUACAUAGUUUUAGUAAAGUUGCAUAACGUAGUUCUAAAAUACACUCUCUUUUUCUGUAAGUUUACAUUUUGGGCUUAUAGUUGGGCAGCUAUUGAACUUCCAUUCAAGUGCAAGUUUUUAUAUGUAAGUGUAGAGUUUUUCAUUUUUAUUAAUCUACGCAUUGUUCGAAUGUUGUACAGGAUUGAUUUUUUUUGCGUUUUGAUAUAAAUGUGCUUUUUUCAGUUGAUCGUGUGCUGUUCUUAUAGAACUUUAAUAUUAAAUAUAUUUUGUGUCCGAAGUGAUCGGUAUCGAGAGCUCAAUGUUUGUUAGAUUGUUGUAAAAAUCCGUUUAUUUUUGGUUGUGGUAAUAAAAGCAAAACUUGUAUCCUC
Messenger RNA from Dendroctonus ponderosae (mountain pine beetle), 3558 nucleotides. Its product is annotated as atlastin. The record is from RefSeq and is a predicted model, not a curated record. Bases 140 to 1822 code for a protein of 560 amino acids. Gene Ontology annotation, molecular function: GTPase activity; GTP binding. Gene Ontology annotation, biological process: endoplasmic reticulum organization; protein homooligomerization. Lineage: Eukaryota; Metazoa; Arthropoda; Insecta; Coleoptera; Curculionidae. The transcript is spliced from 10 exons.